Molecule: messenger RNA, 216 nt
Organism: Podospora anserina S mat+
Lineage: Eukaryota; Fungi; Ascomycota; Sordariomycetes; Sordariales; Podosporaceae
Exons: 3
Coding region: 1-216 (71 amino acids)
Biological process (GO): respiratory electron transport chain
Cellular component (GO): mitochondrion
Source: RefSeq, a predicted model, not a curated record
AUGUCCUCAAUAAACCCAGAGCUGAGACAGCAAGUCAUGUCAAUUUACAAGCAGCUCUUGUACCUCGGCCGUGAUUACCCUCAGGGAUACAACUACUUCCGCCCUCGCCUACACAGGGCCUUUAUGGCCAAUGCUAGCCUGACGGAUGAAGCGGAGAUACGUCAAGCCAUUGCGCGGGCGCAGUUUGUUCAGAAGGAAGUUCAAUCCUGUUUAUGA